GUAUAAUGAAGCAUUCACUCACCUAUAUAGCUUUAGCUUGUAUGGUGGCUAUGUCCAAUGCUGCCUCUAUCACUUUUAAUGUUAUUGCUCCAGGUGCUACUGAUGUUCAAGUAUCUGUCAAUGGUCAACAAACAAAGUUAACAGCUAAAGAUGCCGAUAUUCCUGUCUUUUCUGGUCAAAUGGAUGCACCUGAUAAUGCUAAAUACAAGUAUAUUGUAGGCGGUACUGCUGAAGGUUUUGAUCGUACUUUGGAACAAGGUCGUACCAGUACUAGAAAUGAUUUCUUCAAUCGUCCUGUUACUUAUGCCAACAUUCCUCAAUUACCAUGGCCUAUUAAGGAUAAUCCUCAAUGGACUCGUGGUGGUGAACCAACUGCUCUUUUUGAUUCAAAUUAUAUUCCUACUGUGUUCAUCAAUGGUGAUACAGCUCAACUUGAAAAUCUUGUCAAAAAUGUCCCUAAAGAUCUUACUACUGUCAAAUUUACCUUGGUGGAUGCUGAAGGUGUACAUUCUUUUAACAAUGUCUCAUUUGGUAUUCAUGGUGCUGGAAAGAAAAAGAACAAUGCAAAACAAAGUUGGAAAUGGUCAUUAUCUGGAUCUGAUACUUUAUAUAAUCGCAAUUACUUCAAGCUUCGACAUAUGGAAGAAGAUCCUACUCAAAUGCGUGAAAAGUUAUAUGCUGAUGUUUUGAAAGCCAUGGGUUCUUAUGGAAAUGAAGCCAAUAUGGUUCGUCUUUUUAUUAAUGGUCAAGGUUUUGGUACUUUUAAUUUGUUGGAUGAUGUUACUCAAUAUUCUUAUAUCAAUGCUCGUUGGUAUGCUGGUAAACCUCCUGCUGAAAAGGGUCCUUUAUAUGAUGGUGCUUCUGGUGCAUCCUUUGCCUAUUCUCCCACUGGUGAUUACUAUUCAUUCAUCCCCAAUCCUGAGAGUCCUGCUGGUGUGGAUGCUUUGGAUCCUGUUUGUAAAGCAUUCAGUGAACUUAACUAUCAAGAUGAUGCUGCCUUGGCUAAUUUUGAAAAACAAUUUGAAGUGGAUGGCUUUAUCCGAUUCAUGGUGAUGGAAUAUUUAGCUGGUCAAUGGGAUGGUUACUGGAUGGAACAAACAAAUGAUGGUGCUUAUCAAGAUCCUACUGAUAAAAAAUGGUAUUACUUGGGUCAAGAUUUCGAUGCUACUUUUGGUGUCAAUUUGGAUGUGCCAGAAGGAAAAGAAUUCCCAAAGGUAUCUUAUACUGCCUUCCCUCAACGUUAUCCUGGUGCUGUGUUGAUUAACAACUUGCUCAAGAAUGCUAAUAUGAAGAAUAAAUUUGAAACUUAUCUCAAGGAUACUGUCCAAGUGCUCUUCAACAACGUCACUCUCACCAACCGUAUUUUGGCUUACCAUGAUUUUAUCUUACCUGAUUUACAAUGGGAUCGUAGCAUUCAACAACAAUCUCCUGGUACUAAUUUUGGAUGGACUUUCGAACAAGUCACUCAAAAUCUUUUCCAAGGUGUGAAUGCUCCUAACAAUAAUGGAGGUGGAGCUUCAUUUGGUUUGAUUGAAUGGAUUGUCGCCAAGUCUGAAGCCGUUGCUUCUGAAUUCAAGAUCACCAUCACUGAUAAACCUGUAGGCCCCCCUAAUGGCAACAACAACAACACUGCAUCUGGCUCUUCCUCUGGUAAUCAUCCUAGUUCUUCUGCUGGUGCCCAAUCUGCAGGUUCUUCCAGUGCUCAAGAUUCUUUGACUUCUGGUGCUUCUUCUACUACAACGAUGAUUAUCCCUUCGGCUUUAUUGGUUAUCUCUCUUGUAUCUUCUUUCUUGUAGAGUUUCCUUCAUGCCUUUUUUUUUUU
Messenger RNA from Halteromyces radiatus, 1822 nucleotides. Its product is annotated as coth protein-domain-containing protein. The coding region runs from base 6 to 1796 and encodes 596 amino acids. NCBI's taxonomy places the organism in Eukaryota, Fungi, Mucoromycota, Mucoromycetes, Mucorales, Cunninghamellaceae. The transcript is spliced from 4 exons. The record is from RefSeq and is a predicted model, not a curated record.